AUGGCGAGAUCCUUUGGAAUUCUCUUGGGGGUGUUGCUUGUCUUGUCCUCCCCAGUAUCGUGUCUCACGGCAUGGUGGACAGAGCUGAGCCCCCAUCUGGCGUUGCAAGACCCUGCGACGGGCGAUAUUCAGUACACCGCUUGCAAUAGCAACUCGACGCCCAUCUUGCCAACAGAUGGGCUCAACAUUUUUCUUCUGCAGAGAAAGCCGAGACUUGGCACAUCUAUCGCCGCUGCUGGGUGGUACGAUGUGCCGAAGAAGACGACAAUUGCCUCGAUUUUCUAUCAGGCCGAGGACAACUCCAUUGUGAACGGCUACUUCACCUGCAAUUUCGAUACAGGCCAUUACGCCAUCAAGGGCGAGUACGUCAUCUCAGCAACGGCCGGGCUCGAGUCCAUACACAACCAGACUGGCCUAGCCGUCGAGCUACUGGGUGCGGAUGAUGGAUAUCGUGUCUUCUUUCACGAUGAAGCAAAGACGGUCAAUGUUUUAUCGUACACGACCAAGACCGACUGGCAGUUGCAGGGGCCAAUAUCGCAGGACCCUGUGGAAGGAAUGGCCUUGACCUCGGUACACUCGGGGCAGCUCAAUAUGUCUGUUGUCUUUCCUAAAGACUCGGAGAAUGUCGAAAUAUCGAGGUUUUUCAAGGACGAGACGUGGCAUCUUGCUACUCUGCCUCGCCCACUCCUAGGGAACGCAAAUGAAUCGACGAAAGCAGCCGAUAUCCACCUCGAUUCGACGCUUACUCCGAACUUCACCAUGCCGGCUUUCGCAAGUAACCUAACUUCGCUAGGCGCAACGGUGGAUAAAGCAUAUGUGCGCAGCAUUUUCUACCUGGGAACAGAUGCGAGGCUGCAUCAAAUGUCGAACAUCGAUUGGCAGUGGAAGCUCAUGCCUGACCAGGAUGCACGUCUCUGGCCUGCUGCGGAUGCUGCGAGUGGCUCUUUCGCGACAACAAGCAACUUUGACACCAGCGAAGCGUGGAUAUGGUACCAGUCAAAUGGGAGCCUGGUUCAGUUAUACCAUGCCGAAGAUGGUCUUUGGAAACAGGCCGUGGUGGUACCCAGCUUCAACGCAACAAAGGCGGUCGAAGAAGAGCCCCAGGGAACAGCAACACCUUCAGCUUCAUCGACGGCCUCAGCGAAACCAGUUGUCCUGUCGACUGGAGCUAAGGCUGGCAUAGGGAUCGGCGUUUCUUGUGGAGUUGUUGCGCUUGCUGGAGGUGUCAUCCUCCUCCUAGUGCGGAGAAGGCGGCAACGGGCAGCCGAGGCCGCCGAGGCUGCUCGUCUGAAGGAAGCCGAAGCCUUUGGAAACUUGACGUGGGGUCCCGAGACGCCGAACGAGAAACACGGCACCGAGAUACUCGAGGCAGACGCGGUGGAUACGACUGCACCACAAGAACUAGCCAAUGGAGGCGAAAGAUACGAGCUCGUUGGCGAGGGCCAUUGGAGAGAAAUGGACGCAACAGGGCAAAAUAAAGCGAGGAGAAGUAUCGGAGGUUGGAGAGAGGCGCAAGAGGCGGCAACGAAGAAGUAA
This is a messenger RNA of Colletotrichum acutatum, 1536 nucleotides long. RefSeq lists its product as uncharacterized. The record is from RefSeq and is a predicted model, not a curated record. The transcript has 4 exons. Lineage: Eukaryota; Fungi; Ascomycota; Sordariomycetes; Glomerellales; Glomerellaceae. Bases 1 to 1536 code for a protein of 511 amino acids.